Frankliniella occidentalis (western flower thrips) is the source of this 1012-nucleotide messenger RNA. Its product is annotated as transmembrane protein 256 homolog. The transcript has 5 exons. NCBI's taxonomy places the organism in Eukaryota, Metazoa, Arthropoda, Insecta, Thysanoptera, Thripidae. The coding region runs from base 242 to 763 and encodes 173 amino acids. The record is from RefSeq and is a predicted model, not a curated record.
UGUAGCGCUCAGUUCAAUAUAAUUAGUGCCCGGUCUACAAAUUUCACGACAGCCCCUGUUCUGAGAAUUGCUGAAUUUGUCAUACUUGGAGAAAGGGAAUAUUAUUGGUCUUCUGCUUGCUUCUGCUAUGGGGUGGUUUUGACAGAAGGGGGUUAAAAUUUCGAGGACAUUCGCUCUCGUUGGUCGGUCGACGUCUAUUUUUCGGACUCUGUUUGAUUUGCUCCGUCAGUAACAGCACAACAUGAGUCUCACGGAUUCAUUCAUUUACAUUAUCAGGGAUAAUCCCGUUUCUCAAAGUACAAUCCAAAUAGCUUCCUCUGUGUUAAACAAAGUUGGAGGUUUGAUACCUGUCCCUAAACCAAAAGAAACUCUUCCUGCACUCAUGACUCCAGCACCUUUACCUCAGCUUUUUAAACUGGUUGGGUACAGUGGUCUUUUUAUUCGAUUGGCUGGUUUAUCUGGAGCUGCUGCAGUUGGAUUGGGUGCAUACGGAGCUCACAGUAUAAUGAACGAAGAGGGAAAUGAGCACAGGAAGCGUGUAUUUGAAACAGCUAAUAAGUAUCACUUCUAUCAUACCAUUGCUUUAUUAGCUGUCCCAUUGUGUCAUUAUCCCUUAGUGACUGGUGGGCUGUUGACUGCUGGUAUGCUAAUGUUUUGUGGGCCAUGUUAUUACAUGUCCAUUACUGGCAAAGAUCAGCUGAGAAGAUUAACUCCAUUUGGGGGUGUCUGUUUGAUUGUUGGUUGGAUGACCAUGUUAAUUUAGAAGUAAAUAAUUUGUAUUUAUUAUCACCAAUUGCUUUCCACUCUUGUAGAUUCUUUGAUGUUAAUGGCUGAAGUUAAAAUCCGUAAUCAGGUAGUGUUUUGCUCUUAGGCUUCAACUUGAUCAGUAACUAUGGUACUUAUUGCAACCAGCUCUUUGCAUGUAACAGGAAGGUAUCAAUAGGAGGGUAUUCAAACCAACAGAAAUGCAAAUGUACUUACAAUCCAAGGAAAUAAACCUUUAAUUCAGUUC